AUGCUUCAGACACAGCAUCUUUAUUCGCAUCAGCAACAAUACAACCAGCAUGACCAAUCCUCCUGGCAACACAACGGUCCGCAGCAGAGUCACCAGACCCUGAGCCACGGACAGCAACAGGCGCAAGCCCAGGCUGCGGCUGCUGCUGCUGCCGCCGCGGCCGCUCAGCAGCAACACUACUCCCGACUCGCGAUCAACCCAAAUCAUAACUCUUCCCAUGCCCAGAAUACCAAUCGGCAGGCCACGGCCGACAACGCGCAGAAUGCUAUGGGCCCGUCUCUGACCUCGAUGAACGACCAGGCGUCACCGGGCAUGGAUCAGCAAUUGUCGGAAGAGAACCGCAAGGUCUUACAGUGGGUGGCGGAAUUGAUGGAUCCGAACAGAAGAGAGGGAGCUUUGAUGGAACUCAGUAAGAAGAGGGAACAAGUACCAGAGCUCGCGCUGGUUCUCUGGCACAGUUUCGGCGUCAUGACCAGUCUGCUCCAGGAGAUCAUCUCAGUCUAUCCGCUGCUGAACCCAAGCCAGCUUACCGCAGCAGCCAGCAACCGCGUGUGCAACGCCUUGGCCUUGCUUCAGUGUGUAGCAAGCCACAAUGAAACCAGGGGCCUAUUUCUUAGUGCGCAUAUUCCACUCUUUCUCUAUCCGUUCUUAAACACCACCUCCAAGUCGAGACCUUUCGAAUACCUGCGCCUCACGUCACUCGGUGUUAUCGGUGCUCUCGUCAAGAACGAGCCCUCCUCCGGUGUCUCAAUGAACCCAGCAGGCACUCCCGGCGCACACGGAAAUACCAAUAACUCCUCGCCAACAAUCACAUUUCUAUUGACUACAGAGAUCAUUCCACUCUGCCUGCGUAUCAUGGAGACGGGCAGCGAAUUAUCCAAAACUGUGGCCAUCUUCAUUGUUCAGAAGAUUUUGCUUGAUGACACGGGGCUGGGAUAUAUCUGUGCCACCUAUGAGAGAUUCUACGCGGUGGGCACCGUCCUGAGCAACAUGGUGAUUGGCUUGGUCGAGACGCAGACUGUCCGACUCUUGAAACACGUAGUUAGAUGCUUCUUGAGGCUUAGUGACAACAACCGAGCCCGUCAAGCGCUGCGACAGUGCCUCCCCGAACCACUUCGAGAUGCCACGUUUUCCAAUGUCCUCCGGGAUGAUGCCGCUACCAAGCGAUGUCUGGCCCAACUCCUUAUCAACCUGAGCGACACUGUUACCGAUACGCAAAAUGAGCAAUUUGAAUAA
Messenger RNA from Fonsecaea erecta, 1236 nucleotides. RefSeq lists its product as hypothetical. Gene Ontology annotation, cellular component: CCR4-NOT complex; CCR4-NOT core complex; P-body. The transcript is spliced from 3 exons. Gene Ontology annotation, biological process: mRNA catabolic process; negative regulation of translation. Bases 1 to 1236 code for a protein of 411 amino acids. The record is from RefSeq and is a predicted model, not a curated record. NCBI's taxonomy places the organism in Eukaryota, Fungi, Ascomycota, Eurotiomycetes, Chaetothyriales, Herpotrichiellaceae.